CUCGCUUCAACCUCACGACAACAUCAACCCAUCAUCUCCAUUCGUCGCCAUAUAAACGAAUUCGGAGUACAAAUCGACCUUUGCAUCGGUUUCAUUGGAUCGGAAGAAAAGAUCGGGCUACCACAUCCUCACCAGCUCCUCAUCAACUUCAUCACGCCUAUCAAGCCACAGCGCGGAUCAACAGGGAAAGAGAUAUCGUCUUUCGAAUGCAAAGCCCACGUCUUUUUUCAGUCAUCUGUUGCUUCGAUUAGUCAUGAUAACCAUACGGAACCUGACGCUCCACAAAAUCUCGAUCAACCGCGUCGAGCGCUUUGAAGAUCCAAACACCUCCAAGAGCAAAGCUGGGGGUUACUUCUUCGGGGCGAGUAAUGCGACUUCGGUAUCUCCUUCGGCACCAGAGUUAGGCGAACAUGCUCAGACGUUCAACCACAGGGAUCUGGAUGUCGAGUUGGGGCCUUGGGAAGCGUACACUCUCCGCGCACCGGGAGCGCACGAUGAGGACAAGGCGGUGUAUUCCAAUUCCACACUACGGCUCACGAUAGAGCUGGCUGACGGGGAACGUCAUCGUGUGGAUACCAACCCGUCGUACACGCAGAAGUCUGCUCAUAGAUUCACGCCGCUGUUGCCAAAUCCUGCGAAGACGUUCACUGCGCUGUUUCAUCCCUCUCAGCCCGUUCCACACUUGGUCAUUCACGCGAACGAUGCCAUAGAUUACUCGAAAUGGAUGCAGGAGAUACCAGACACGCUGCCACUGUCUGCUAUCUCCAUCCCAGGCACGCACAACUCACACACCUACUACAAGGCGCUUCCUUCGGUGAAGUGCCAGUCGGUAGAUAUCAAAACGCAGCUCGAGAACGGAAUCCGUUUCCUCGACAUCCGCGCCCAGCCAACACACGCGUCCGACCCCGGCAAGAAGCACAUGUACCUCGUCCACGGCGCGUUCCCCAUCAGCCUCACCGGCCCCAAGUACCUCGCCCCGAUCCUAGAAACCUGCUACGCGUUCCUAGCCACGCACCCCUCGGAAACAAUCCUCGUCUCGCUGAAACGCGAAGGCGUUGGCUCCGCCACCGACGAGCACUUCGCCCGCAUCCUACAGGACCACUACAUCGGCCCCAGCGCAUCGAAAUGGUACACGGAGCCCAACAUCCCCUACCUGGCCGCCGUGCGCGGCAAAUGCGUGCUCGUGCGCCGCUACCACACCCCCGCGGCCUCGACAUCCAUGUACUCGUCCGGCAGCGGCCUCGACGCAACCGCGUGGCCGUACAACAGCACCGCCGCGCUCUUCCCGCGCGCCGCGCCCGCCUUCCACCUGCAGGACUUCUGCGAGGUGCUGGAGCCCGCGGCCAUUGCGCUGAAGGCGCAGUACGCGAACGAGCACCUCGUGCGCGCGGCUGCGGCCGUGCACCAUAUCCCCGGCGUCACGACGGAUGAGAAGAACCCCGUGCCGCCCGGCCCGCUGUUCCUGAAUUUCCUCUCCGGCAGCAAUUUCUGGAGGCGCGCGUGCUGGCCCGAGAAGAUUGCGCUGGUGGUGAAUCGCCGCAUGGAGGAGUGGCUGUGUGCGGGGCAUCAUUUGAGGGAGCCGGGGACGGAGCCGGGGGAGCCGGGGAGGAGCGUGGGAGAGGGAGAGGGCGUGAGGGGGAGGAAGGAGGGGGAUGGGGGGACGGGGGUGGUGGUUAUGGAUGUUGUGGGGGAGGGCGGGGAUUGGGAUUUGGUCAGGCUGAUUGUGGGGAUGAAUAUGGGGGUGCUGCUGAAGGUGAGGGAGGGGCAGCGGUGAUGUCUGUGUUAUGAGUGGUUGUGGUGUGGAGGUCAAGAUGGAAAGAGCACUCAUGGUGUGAAAGUCAGGAUGGAAAGAGCGAUGCAGGUGUACUCCAUACUGUGUCUAUACACUUGAUACGGGCAACUGUUAAUACACGCCUUGGUAAAUCUUACAUCUAGUAUAUCUUGCUUGGCUGUAUUCGG
This is a messenger RNA of Boeremia exigua, 1959 nucleotides long. RefSeq names its product PLC-like phosphodiesterase. The transcript has a single exon. Lineage: Eukaryota; Fungi; Ascomycota; Dothideomycetes; Pleosporales; Didymellaceae. Gene Ontology annotation, molecular function: phosphoric diester hydrolase activity. Gene Ontology annotation, biological process: lipid metabolic process. The coding region runs from base 254 to 1774 and encodes 506 amino acids. The record is from RefSeq and is a predicted model, not a curated record.